AUGAAACCUCUCGUCACUGUCCUUGUCUUGCUCUCCUGUGUGGACCCAGCUCUGGCAGGCUUGAAUCCACUGUCAUCAGAAAUGCACCAGAAAUGCUAUGGGAAUGGUAUCUGUAGACUUGAGUGCUCUACAAGUGAAAUGUUAGUUGCCUACUGUAUGUUUCAGCUGGAGUGCUGUGUCAAAGGAAACCCUGAGCCCUGA
Neofelis nebulosa (Clouded leopard) is the source of this 201-nucleotide messenger RNA. RefSeq names its product defensin beta 134 (gene DEFB134). NCBI's taxonomy places the organism in Eukaryota, Metazoa, Chordata, Mammalia, Carnivora, Felidae. Gene Ontology annotation, cellular component: extracellular region. The record is from RefSeq and is a predicted model, not a curated record. The transcript has 2 exons. The coding region runs from base 1 to 201 and encodes 66 amino acids. Gene Ontology annotation, biological process: innate immune response.